Sphenostylis stenocarpa is the source of this 246-nucleotide messenger RNA. NCBI's taxonomy places the organism in Eukaryota, Viridiplantae, Streptophyta, Magnoliopsida, Fabales, Fabaceae. The record is from the annotation of a GenBank genome assembly.
AUGGCACCCCAUGCUAAGAUUGGACAUAGGCAUCCUUGCCGAAUUCGGGUGGAAGACGAUGUUCGCGCCCACAUCGACAGCAUAGGGUGGCGCUUCCUCCUCCAGUCUCCACCUACCCACGUCUACCCUCAGGCGGUGUUAGAGUUCCUCGCCUCCAUCUCCUACGCUGACACCCCCUCCAUGGUAUCGAGUCUGUCACCGACAAAAAUGGUGACGUACUUCAUGGGUGGGAUUGUAGACCCCUAA